CCCUUGCCCGCUUUCACGACAACAAGACUACAUACCGAGCAUACAUAGUAGCACGACGUUUCAGCCAUUUGUAUUGUUGCACCACAGUAUCCUCUUGGCGCCAGUCCGAUCCCCGACUUGAGAUAAUGGCUUCCUCACCCCCUCCUACCACAGCAGAAGACACCACGACGAUGGAUGUGGACGCCGAAAUGGCAGACAACACACAAGAGACGGCGGCGGAAGGCUCCUCGACGCAGCGAAACAAUCCGGAAGCCUCUUCAGGCACCCUGGACAACGAAUUCACCCAGUCGGAAACGCAGCCAACAGCGACAACGUCCGCGGGCGCACAGCAGAAUCGCAAGGACAUUACACUCCGAGAGUUUCUCAGCAAAAUGGAUGAUUAUGCCCCGAUUAUCCCCGAUGCCGUAACGUCGCAUUACCUCACACUCGCCGGACUUCCUCCCCCUUCGCCGCACGACCCGACCGGCGCAAACACGAACACCACACCUCUCCCUCUUGCUCGGUUGUUGGCGCUUGCGACGCAAAAGUUCGUCGCCGACGUCGCCGCCGACGCGUACCAGUACAGCCGCAUUCGCGCGGGCAAUUCUGCAAGCACGAGUAAUGCGCUCGGCAAUGCCGCGAUGGGAGGCGGCGGUGGUGCCGGACAGGGGUCAUUCGGCGGUUCCGGCGCCACUGGCGGAGGAGCCGGAGCAAAGGGACAGCAGGCGGCACAGCUGGGCGUGCAGAGAAGCGGCUACGGCGGCGGCGGUCAAGGUGGGAGCGGACAGGGCAGAGCGGUGUUGACCAUGGAAGACCUUGGUAUGGCGGUUCAGGAGUACGGAGUCAACCUCAAGAGAGGAGAGUUCUACCGGUGAAGAGAAAGUCAAACACACAACAACCACCCCCCGACGACGGUGGUCUGCCUGGACUCCGAAAUCGACGAUACGGCUCACAGAGUGCGUCGCAGACGCAUAUUGUUUUGGGUUCCUUCAGGACCACUUACAUUUCCCGAAGCUCCACGGCUUCCUUUUUUGGUCCAAAAGCAAAACGGAGGAGGGUCGGAUAGAAUAAAGGCUUUGGCACCUGUACAGUACUAUUUCGAUCAUAAUGAUACCCACGAUUUUUGUUGUUCCA
Exophiala oligosperma is the source of this 1113-nucleotide messenger RNA. RefSeq lists its product as uncharacterized. The record is from RefSeq and is a predicted model, not a curated record. The coding region runs from base 126 to 854 and encodes 242 amino acids. Gene Ontology annotation, molecular function: promoter-specific chromatin binding; RNA polymerase II general transcription initiation factor activity. Lineage: Eukaryota; Fungi; Ascomycota; Eurotiomycetes; Chaetothyriales; Herpotrichiellaceae. Gene Ontology annotation, cellular component: transcription factor TFIID complex; SAGA complex; nucleus. The transcript is spliced from 2 exons. Gene Ontology annotation, biological process: transcription initiation at RNA polymerase II promoter.